This is a messenger RNA of Peniophora sp. CBMAI 1063, 4671 nucleotides long. NCBI's taxonomy places the organism in Eukaryota, Fungi, Basidiomycota, Agaricomycetes, Russulales, Peniophoraceae. The record is from the annotation of a GenBank genome assembly.
AUGGACUACCAGGUUGUGUUGAGCUCGGUCGCGUCCGCGCUCACAUUUGACUACGAUGCUCCGGUGCCGUUAUGGCGGGAUGCACGUCUCGUGCCAGCAUAUGUCGCGGCGCUGUCGGCAGUAGUCUCUCUUGUCACUGCGGCCAUCACCGCCAUCCGAAGGGCGCGACGUGACGAAGAACGUACGGCUACAGUCGGCGUCCGCGGGUUUGUGCACCAACAUGGAGGGAUCACCAUCUACCUGUUCAAACUCGCUCGCGCUGUUACAACCUUCGCGCUCCUAUCACUCUAUGUCGUCGACGCGGUGCGGCGCCAGGAACUCUUGAACCUGCUUCUGGGCGUUACCUAUCUCUACGCGUCCGGUCUGGCACUCCUCACCGUCGCCGUCCGAGCGCCGUUGGCGCGCACGGCAUCACCUCAUCUGGUACUCAUUCUACUUGCAUCAUUCGCGGUGUAUGCCUACAGAGACCUAUGGCCGCUCAUGACCUACACUCUGUUACCUGCCGACCGCCAGGAGGGCGUUCUGCUUUGGAUCAAAGUCGCACUGGUCACAUUUGCCGGCGUCCUCAUUCCUUUGACCGUCCCUCGCGCAUACAUCCCUCUGGAUCCCGAGAACCCCUCUCCCGAACCCAACCCGGAGCAGACCGCGUCCAUUCUCUCUCUCAUCACCUUCUCCUUCCUCGACAAGCACAUCUUCUUGGCGUACCGUCUACCUCAUCUCGGCUUCGACCUGUUACCGGCUAUCGCAGACUACGAUCGCACAGCUCACCUGGUAAAGCGUAGCUUCAAGCAUCUGGACCCGUUCUCGGGGGCGCCAAAAAGCCAUAUGUUCUGGGCUCUGUUAAGAGUGUUCUCUUGGGAAUAUACAAUGCUGACGGUCAUCAUGAUUGUGCGUGCCGGCGCCGUCUUUUUCGCUCCUGUUGGUAUCAACCGUUUGCUUGCCUACAUCGAGACUGGCGGUGAAGGAGCCACUGUGCGUCCAUGGGUGUGGAUCUCGCUCAUGUUCUUCGGUCCUGCCGUCUCUACGAUUCUCAUGCAGCUGUACACCUGGAUCACCACAGCGACCCUUGUGCGCAUCGAGGGCAUGAUCACCCAGCUCAUCUUCGAGCACUCUCUUCGGAUCCGCAUGAAGGCCGAGGUCUCCGGCUCCACCCCCGCGCCCUCCGCCGCUCCCACGCCUGACACCGCAUCACUUGCCGGUGACGCUGAUACCGUUGUCGGCGAAGACGUGAGCCACAUCGGCGAGGCGAGCAGCACUACCGUUGCCGAGAGCUCGGGUUCUAGUGACAAGGAGUCCAAGGCGGCAGCCGCGGACGAGGAGAAGGGCGACAACCUGGUAGGGAAGAUCAACAACCUUGUCGCAGUGGAUCUUGACAACAUCGUCGAUGGUCGCGAUUUGGCUCUGCUUUUCGUCUUCACUCCGGUCUCUAUCGCUGCAUCGGUCUACUUCUUGUACCUGGUUCUCGGCUGGAGCGCCUUCGUCGGUGUAGCCGUGAUGAUCGCCUGCUUGCCUCUUCCCGGUUGGGUGGCAAAGCUGAUCCAGUCUAUCCAAGAGACCGCGAUGAAAAAGACGGAUGCGCGUGUGCAGACAGUGACGGAGAUGCUUGGCGUUUUGCGCAUGAUCAAGCUCUUCGGUUGGGAGCAGAAGAUCGCGGAUAGGCUUGCCCUCAAGCGAGACGAGGAAUUGAAGUGGAUCAAGUCGCGCGAGCUUGCAACGCUCGCGACGGACAUUCUGAACCACGUCAUUCCCUUGUUCCAGAUGGUGGCGACAUAUGCGGUGUACACACUGGUCAUGAAGAAGGACCUCACCGCCUCGAUCGUCUUCUCGUCCAUCGCUGUCUUUGAUAUACUUCGCGACAACUUGCAGAUGACGUUUUUCUUCAUAUCCCCUCUCAUCCAAGCCAAGGUCUCGCUGGACCGUGUCACCGAGUUCUUGCAGAAGACCGAGCUAUUGGACCACUACACGGAGCAGCUCAAUCACGAGGACGUUAUGCAAGAUCCAACCGAGACGACUGGUGCUCCCGACGACAAGCUGACCAUCGGCAUCAACGACGCGUCCUUCACCUGGUCCGCAACUUCGACCGACGGAUCACUCACACCUUCUCGCCGGACCUUCACUCUGCGCGUCCCCGACAAACUCGAGUUCAAGCGCGGUGCUGUCAACCUCAUCGUCGGUCCCACUGGGUCUGGAAAGACGAGCUUGCUCAUGGCGCUUCUCGGAGAGAUGCACUUCAAGCCGCUUACGCCAGAGGCUUGGGUCAACCUUCCACGAGAGGGUGGGAUCGCCUAUGCCGCGCAAGAGAGCUGGGUGCAGAACGAGACUAUCCGCGACAACAUCCUGUUCGGCGCGCCUUACAACGCGGAUCGCUACAAGAAGGUGAUCUACCAGUGCGGUCUCAAGCGCGACUUGUCCUUGUUCGACGCCGGCGACAAGACCGAGGUCGGCGAAAAGGGCUUGACUUUGAGCGGUGGCCAGAAAGCCCGGAUCACUCUUGCCCGCGCCAUCUACUCAUCUGCGGAGGUCUUGUUGCUUGACGACGUUCUUGCCGCCCUUGACGUGCACACUGCGAAGUGGAUCGUUGAGAAGUGCUUGAAGGGCGAGCUCGUGCGCGGUCGUACGGUCAUCCUUGUCACGCAUAAUGUUGCUCUCGCCGGCCCUAUCUCAGACUACGUCGUUGCGUUCCAUAGCGACGGUGUCAUCGCGGCUCGCGGUUCAUACUCCGACGUGCUCGCCAAGGACAAGGAUCUUGCAAAAGAAGCGAAGGAGGACGCACAGGCUCUCGAGAAGGCAGAAGAGGAGAUCGACGAGGCCGAUGACGAUCUCGACACCGUAAUUCGCAAGUCAGAUGGUAAACUCAUCGUCGAGGAAGAGGUCGCCGAGGGACACGUCUCUUUCAAAGCUCUGAGCAUAUUCUUCUCCGCACUUGGUGGGAACCACGGGACACUGUUCUGGAUAGCCUUCCUCGGCGGUGUCACCAUGAGCGAUGUCUUCGUAAACACUCAAACAUACUGGAUGGGUCGCUGGGCGGAUGCGUACAACAACGCUGGUUCUGGCACGCAUGUUAGCGCGGUCUUCUAUCUUGGCGUCUUUUGCCUAUUCGUCCUGGGGUCCUCCGUCUCGUUCCUCACCGGCAUUUGGGUGUACACUCUCGGCGUCAUUCGUGCUGCCAGGAAGAUUCACGCGCAGCUUAUGGACGCCAUCCUCGGUACGACACUACGCUUCCUUGACUCGACGCCUACCUCGCGCAUCAUCACACGGGCAACUAAGGACAUUCAUGCUGUCGACGGUCCUUUCGCUACCGAGUUCAAGUGGCUCGUUCAGGUCUCGGCGACCAUGAUCAUCAAACUCAUCGCCGUCGUCAUCGUCACCCCCACCUUCCUCGUUCCCGGCCUUCUCGUCUUCGUUAUCGGCCGUUGGUUCGGCAAUGUGUACAUGGCUGCACAGCUUUCUGUCAAGCGUGAGAUGUCGAACAAGCGCGCGCCCGUACUCGGCCACUUCGGUGCCGCCAUCGCCGGUAUCACAUCCAUCCGCGCUUAUGGUGCCCAGCACGCUUUCCGCUUGGAGUCGUACAGGCGCAUCGAUGACUACACGCGUGCUGGUCGCACAUUCUACAAUCUGAACCGCUGGAUCAGUACUCGCAUCGACGUCGUCGGUGGCCUCUUCUCGGCGGCCCUUGGUGCUUACCUCGUCUACGGUCCAUCCAACGGCAGUGCCUUGCCAUCCAACGUCGGCUUCUCUUUGACUAUGGCCGUUGGUUUCAGCAGCAUGAUCCUGUGGUGGGUGCGGAUUUACAACGACUUCGAGGUCAAGGGCAACAGCCUCGAGCGUCUGCAAGGAUAUAUGGUCAUCGAACAGGAGCCGAAGCCUGUUGAAGAGAAGAAGCCCGCGGCUGCAUGGCCGACGAGUGGCGAUCUGCGUGUCGAGGGUCUAUCUGCGCGGUACUCUCCAGACGGUCCCAAGGUUCUCCAUGAGAUCUCCUUCCACGUCAAGUCUGGCGAACGUGUGGGCAUUGUCGGACGUACAGGUAGCGGGAAGAGUUCUUUGACACUCUCGCUACUGCGGUGUAUCUUCACCGAGGGCGAUGUCUACUACGACGGCGUCAACACCGCGAACCUCAACCUCGACGUACUUCGCACGAAUGUCACGAUCAUCCCUCAAGUGCCGGAGCUGUUGAGUGGCACGUUGCGCGAGAACCUGGACCCGUUCGGGGAGCACGAUGAUGCGGUGCUCAACUCCGCUCUCCGCGCCUCGGGUUUGUUCUCGCUGCAGAGCGAGACCGAUGAUGGCCGCAUCACGCUCGACUCGCAGAUCUCGAGCGGCGGCGGUAACUUGAGUGUCGGUCAACGCCAGAUCCUAGCGCUUGCCCGCGCUCUUGUGCGCGGUAGCAAGCUACUGAUCUUGGACGAGGCGACGUCGUCAAUUGACUACGAGACGGACACCAUCAUUCAGUCUUCGCUCCGCAACGAGCUCGGUGGCGACGUGACACUGCUCACGGUUGCUCACCGCCUGCAGACCAUUAUGGAUGCCGACAAAAUUAUGGUGCUUGAUGCCGGUCGCAUUGUGGAGUUCGAUAGCCCAAGGGUGCUGGUGAAGAAGGAAGGCGGCUUCUUCAAGUCACUCGUUGAUGAGAGUGGCGACAAGGACGCGUUGUAUGCUAUGAUUAGCAAGUAA